Molecule: messenger RNA, 1821 nt
Organism: Seminavis robusta
Lineage: Eukaryota; Bacillariophyta; Bacillariophyceae; Naviculales; Naviculaceae
Source: the annotation of a GenBank genome assembly
AUGGUGCAUGGAGGAGGCAGCCGCAGCGGUGGGUCUCGGGGCGGAGGAGAAGCGAGAGUGUCCUCACACCACCAAAGCAAUCGCCAACAGCACACCCGCGGCAGUUCCAACAGCAGUCGCACCGUGCAUCACGCGAAUCAUCGUGAUUCGAGCCCACGAAACGGAGGCAUUGCAACCAGUACGACGCCGAAUCGCACUAGAGGAGAGAACGAUGGUGAAUUCGCUCGCCAUGGAGCGAGCUCACGAAUGCAUCAUGGAAGGACCAGUGGCAGGGAGACUCCCUCCAGAGUCGAGGAUAUCGGUCAAUUCACUCGCCAUGGAGGCGGAACCCGCACUGGGAGGAGCAGCCAUCGUCAUGGGUUCUUUGACCGAUUUCGCCCUUUUUCGAUUUACAGCAAUCGUCAUCGUCGCCGUGAAGAGGAAGAAGAAGUGCCAGUAGAGCGAUCGAACCAUUGGCGGCAAAGAGAGCCGCUCUUAUGGAGGAGAACCCACAGACAAAGAAGACACGUUAUACCCGGAGGUGACGACGAUGACGAUGACGGAUGCGAUUGCAACCCAUGUCUGUUUUGCUGUUGUUUCCUUAGCUGUUUGACUUGCUGCUGUCGAGAAGGCGUUAGUGGUCUAGGUCGCUCUUGUGGAAACCUAUUUGGCAGUCCUGGUCGCUUUUGUGGUGACACCUGCGGUAGUCUGUUCUCCGCAAGUCGAUCGACUCUUCCAGUGUUGGUGGCGACCGCGCUUCUCUUUGCCAUUUUGUGCGUGUUCUCCAGCCAGAACGAAACUUGGACUUUGAAUGCUGGAGAGAGCCGACAAAUCCAUCCCACUUGGUUGACUCGGGCUGUGGAAGUUCAAUAUCUAUGGAGCCAACACGAUGCUAUCGAUGUUUCGGUCUAUGCAUUUGCUAAAAAGUGCCCGCCUUUAACAGGUCCAAUCAAGAAGGUAUCGGAGCAGCAUGGCAUGACCUUUGGAAAUCAAGAUUUUCAAUUUGAUUAUUUCUUUCUCAACAAAGGGUCCAAGGUGGAGGCCGAUUUUACGCAAUUGCAAGGAGCCAGCAACGUGUAUCUGCUGAGAGGCCAAGACAAAAUCUCUAUACUGCAACAAGAUGACAUUCUUCACGAUGAGGACAAAUGGUCGGACUUGCUCAAAAGUUCAUUGAAAACAUGGAGGCUGAAGGACACGUAUCGUCAACCGACUGUGGGGCGAUUUCAAGCGGACCGCAACGACGCAUAUACCCUGCUCUAUGAUAACCCCUACCCAAGGGGCGCUGAUUUGCUUGUGGACUUGUGGUUCGAACUAACAACAUUCAACGUCAAAGGAAAGACCCCAAUCUGCUCUGAUAUUGCUUUCAACUCCUGCCCUCCUAUUCAGACCGAGUUUGCAAAGUGCAUCAUUCUAGACACAUCGCCGUGGCACGACAACAGCCAAGGCAAUGAGGAGAUUUCUAUCAGAAUCAUUGGGAAACGUGAUUUCUCCUUCAUUGCGUUGCUUUCAUUGAUCCCUGGCGUCUUGGUCAUUCUGUACAAGAUUUGGAGCUGUCUCAAGAACCGAAGGAGAACCUCUAGGCAGCGCGUUUCACGAGAAGAUGAGGAGCACGGAGGGGCCAACGCAUCCGCACGCGAAGGAACUGCAGCCACUGCCCCGCCUUCCGAAGAAGAUGAGUCAUCGACACCACUUCUUCGUCCAAGCGCGCCUCUGGCUUCGGAAGAUGCUUCAGCACCAGCCGAUGAGGCAAUUCCUGUUGCCGCUGCUCGGAUUGUCGAAGACUCAGCACCCGACGCCAUCGCUGUGACACCCGUGGAAGCCCCAAGGGACGGAACCAAAUAA